Pangasianodon hypophthalmus (striped catfish) is the source of this 8601-nucleotide messenger RNA. Its product is annotated as NACHT, LRR and PYD domains-containing protein 4E-like. Gene Ontology annotation, molecular function: protein binding. The coding region runs from base 207 to 2729 and encodes 840 amino acids. The record is from RefSeq and is a predicted model, not a curated record. Lineage: Eukaryota; Metazoa; Chordata; Actinopteri; Siluriformes; Pangasiidae. The transcript is spliced from 8 exons.
AUAAUAUAUAAACACACUGAAGUGACACUAGAUGCAGAAGAGUUUUGUGGGUUUGUACUGAAGGUUUAAUGUACACAGGUUGUUUUAGGACUUGAUACCGUGACUAUUUCCUGUAAGUGAACUCUGUGCUGAUACAGGGUUUGAUUUAACACACCGAUGUUGGAGUGAAGUAAACGUGUGUCCUGCUGUAAUCUGGAGAAGGAGACAUGACCUCCAACAUGAGUGUGUCUGGAAAACAGGACUUAAAGAAAGACGAGAGAAUGAUGGAGAGAAAGAGAUCAGACUCACCAGAACCCAGCUGUGUGUCCAUGAAGAGUGACCAGUCAAUGGAUCCUCCAAUUAAGUUCAGAGACAGAGACAGUUCUACUGAUGUGAGAAUGAUGGAGGGAAAGAGAUCAGACUCACCAGAACCCAGCUGUGUGUCCAUGAAGAGUGACGCGUCAAUGGAUCCUCCAAAUAUCUUCAGAGACAGAGACAGUUCUACUGAUGUGAGACCACAAAAGAAGAAAUCAAACAGCAGCAGAAAUCAGUUGGAGUCCAUAUUCAAGGAGCUGGAACACAAAGUCAUCACUCUGAUAAAGAAUGAGCUGAAGAGGUUUAGGAAGCUCCUGAGUCCAGAUUACCCAGCAUGCACUGAGAGGGAGAUGGAGGAUGAGGAGGAUCUGCACAGUGUCAGAGAGGGAGCGCUGAAGAUCACACUGCACGUCCUGAAGAACAUGAACCACACAGAUCUCGCUAAUACACUGCACACCAAGUCUGUGGCCUCUGUGUAUCACUCAAAGUUGAAAUCCAACCUGAGAAAGAAGUGUAAAAGAAUUAAUGAAGGAAUCUCACAGCAUGGAAGCUCAGCACUUCUGAAUGAGAUCUACACAGAGCUCUACAUCACAGAGGGUUGGAGUGGAGACGUCAAUAAUGAACAUGAGGUGAGACAGAUCGAGACAGCGUCCAGGAGACCAGCAACACAGGAGACACCCAUCAAAUGUAAUGACCUCUUUAAAGACAAGUCCAUCAGAACUGUGCUGACUAAAGGAGUUGCUGGAAUUGGAAAAACAGUCUCUGUGCAGAAGUUCAUUCUGGACUGGGCUGAAGGAAAAGCAAAUCAGGAUGUCUUCUUCAUGUUUCCACUUCCCUUUAGAGAGCUGAAUUUGAUGAAGCAGCAAAAUCUCACUCUGAUGAAUCUUCUUCAUCACUUUUUCCCAGAAAUGAGAAAACUACAAUUAAUAGACUGUGACUCCUACAAAGUGGUGUUGAUCUUUGAUGGUCUGGAUGAGUGUCGACUUCCUCUAAAUUUCCAGAACAAUGAGAGAUUGUGUGAUGUGACAGAGUCAGCCUCAGUGGAUGUGCUGCUGACAAACCUCAUCAAGGGGAAUCUGCUUCCCUCUGCUCUCCUCUGGAUAACCUCUCGACCAGGAGCAGCCAAUCAGAUCCCUCCUGAGUGUGUAGACCAGGUAACAGAGGUACGAGGCUUCAGUGAUCCUCAGAAAGAGGAGUACUUCAGGAAGAAGAUCAGUGCUCAGAGCCUGGCCAAUAAAAUCAUCACACACAUGAAGUCUUCAAGAAGCCUCUACAUCAUGUGCCACAUCCCAGUCUUCUGCUGGAUUUCAGCCACUGUUCUAGAGAGAAUGUUGGGUGAAGCAGAGAGUGGAGAGAUCCCCAAGACUCUGACUGAAAUGUUCACACACUUCCUGAUCUUUCAGAUCAAACACAAGGACCAAAAGUACCAUCAGAAAUGUGAUCCAGAUCCUCAGCAGAUCCGAGAGAGUAUCCUGGCACUGGGAAAAUUGGCUUUCCAACAGCUGGAGAAAGGAAACCUGAUCUUCUAUGAGGAAGACCUGAGAGAGUGUGGCAUUGAUGUCAGAGAAGUGUCCGUGUACUCAGGAGUGUGUACCCAAAUCUUCAGAGAGGAGUUUGGGCUUCACCUGGGGAAGGUGUUCAGCUUUGUACAUCUGAGUGUUCAGGAGUUUCUGGCUGCUUUAUACGCAUUUCUGUCCUUCAUCAGCAGAAAUGUAACAAAACAACAAACCACUGAUCUGUCUGAUCUUUUCAGAAAGUCGAACAUGUCUGAUUUCCUCAGGAGUGCAGUGGACAAGGCCUUACAGAGUGAGAAUGGACACCUGGACCUGUUCCUCCGCUUCCUUCUGGGUGUCUCACUGGAGUCCAAUCAGACUCUCUUACGAGGCUUAAUGCCACAGACAGGAAGCAGCUCUCACCGCAAACAGGAAACAGUCGAGUACAUCAAGGAGAAGAUCAGGUGGAAUCCAUCUCCAGAGAAAUCCAUCAAUCUGUUCCACUGUCUGAAUGAACUGAAUGAUCAUUCUCUAGUGCAGGAAGUACAAACUUACCUGAACAGAGGAGGUUACAAUCGUCUCAGUGGAAUCAGUCUCUCUCCUGCUCAGUGGUCAGCUCUGGUGUUUGUGUUACUGAACUCAGAACAGGAGCUGGAUGAGUUUAAUUUGAGUAAAUAUUACCCAUCAGAGGAAUGUCUUCUGAGGCUGCUGCCAGUGGUCAAAGCCUCCAGAAAAGCAGACCUGUGGGAGUGUAAUCUGACAGAGGAAAGCUGUAGAGUUCUGUCCUCAGUUCUCAGCUCAAACUCCUCCAGUCUGAGAGAACUGAACCUGAGUGUCAAUAACCUGCAGGAUUCAGGAGUGAAGCUGCUCUCUGCUGGACUGGAGAAUCCACACUGUACACUGGAGAUACUGAGGUCAAAUUUAGAGAUAUUAUUGAUGUGAGGAACAAAGCUGAGAUCAGAGUCGACUGUUACACCCAGAUUUCUAACCUGUAACCAGCUCAUUUUUCAGUAAGUAUUCUCUUUUCUGUUUAUCUCCUACAAUUAAUAUCUCCAUUUUAUCCUGGUUUAACUGCAGAACGUUCUGUAGCACGCAGUCAGAUAUUUAAUUCAAGCAUGUAAUCAAUUUGUUAAUUGGCUCUUGAUUACUCAGUGACACUGAUAUAUAAAGUUGUGUGUCAUCAGCGUAACUAUGAAAACUGAUUUCAUGUUUUUGAAUGAGUCUACCAAGAGGUAACAUGUAGAGGGAGAAAAGCAAGUGUACUAAAAUAGAUCCUUAUGGAACUCCAAAUGAAAUAUCAUAUUGUCUUGAUGAGUGACUUCCCAAAUUAUCAUAAGACUGUCUACCACACAAAUAUGAUCUGAUCUAGCUUAGUACUGCUCCUGAGAGACCUACCCAAUGUUCAAGUCUGUGUAGAAGAAUAUCAUGGUCUGCAGCUUUCAAUACUGUACUUAGGUCAAGAAGAACAAGAAUGGAAAUGUGAUCAGAUCAUUUAAAACCACAGCCACAGAUCAUCUAAAACCCUGACCAAAUGCGUGCACACCACAGCUCACUUGUAAGAAAGUGGUUUAAUAUGAAAGGUAAGAAAGAGAUCUACACGGUACCCAGGUGAUCAUGGACACCGAGCAUCACACAGAGAAACUGCUGUGUUUAUAGUUUAAAGUGUCUCAGUGACUGUUGGUCAGAAAUUUCUCAAAUUAAUGCACUCUUCAGCCUCUUACGCUACACUCAGUCACUUCUUUCUGUUUGAAACGUGACAAUAACAAGAAAUCCAAGCACUGAUAAACUUGGACAUGCACAGGAAUGGCACAAGGUUGUUGUGUUGGUUAAAUUAGUGCUCUAAAGUGUUGAACAGCAUUUAAAGAAGAUGCCGUGACAAACAGAAGUGAUUUAUAAACCAGCGUUCAUCCUCCAGAAAAUUCUUACUGGUCUCUAAAUAUCUAAAUAUCUCUAACAGUGUGCUCUAAAUCUUCUGUCAGCUGAGGCGUUUGCAACGUGUCAGCUUACUGCUAUACACAGACAGACCAGCCCAUACUCCUUUUAUACAGAUGCAUUUCUUCUGUCUUAAUGAUCGAAUGAUUCGUCUUAUUUGUGUUAAUUUAGGAAUUUGUGUUAAUUUAGGAAUUUGUGUUGGCUUGCUAUUUAAAUUAUUUGUUUCCUAUUUGACAUUUCUUUAAUUAAUGCCAUUAAUAUGAAACGGAGUUUCACAAAAGUUUCAUUAAAUUGGUGUGUAAUUGAAUUAAAUAGCGUAAUCUGUUUAUAAAAUCACAGUAACAUACUGACAAUUGCAUGAUUUGAAGCUGAUCAUUCAAGCUUCACUGUAUUUAGUUUUAUUUUAUCUGUAAGUUGACACAAACUCAGGAGCUCUUGUCCCCAGUGAGACCCCUAGCACACAGGAACAGGAGUCCAGUGUUGCUAUUCCCCAAGCUCCAGCUCAGUCCAGAGCUCCUCCAUAAGUGCCUGAUGAAUGUGAAAGUAGAGGACAGUGAGGUGUUGGUGGAGAAGCUCUGGGUUGAGGGUCAGAAUAAAGACCAGAUAAAACAGCUCUGCACAUAGAUAAAGAGCUAGCUCUUGUGCUGAGUGGCCAAGCCCAUUUAACUCUGAUCCAACACCUCCUCAACCUUUUCUCUCAACAUCUUGUAGAUGUUCCACAACAUUACAUUUUUAAUUUACACAUUAAACAUUUCCUGUGUAAAUGCUCUUACACAGGUUUUAUGAGUAAAUUCAUUCAUAUCCAGUGUGAUAAAUGAGACCCAGUGUUUUAUAGGAGUCUUCUUCUUUUGGCUUUUCCCUUCAGGGGUCUCCACAGCGAAUCAUCACUCUCCACCUAUCCUUAUCUUCUGCAUCCUCAACACUUGCACCCACUAGCUUCAUAUCCUCAUUUAUUACCUCCAUAUACCUCCUCUUUGGCCUUCCUCUUUGCCUCCUGCCUGACAGCUCCAUGUCCAACAUUCUCCUACCAAUAUACUCACUCUCCCUCCUCUGAACAUGUCCAAACCAUCUUAAUCUGGCCUCCCUAACUUUGUCCCCCAAACGUCCAACAUGAGCUGUCCCUCUGAUGUACUCGUUCCUAAUCCUGUCCAACCUUGUCACUCCCAAAGAGAACCUCAACAUCUUCAGCUCUGCUACCUCUAGCUCUGACUCCUGUCUCUUCCUCAGUGACACUGUCUCUAAACCAUACAGCAUGGCCGGUCUCACCACUGUCUUGUACACCUUCCCCUUGAUUCUCGCGGAUAGAAAAAUAUCACGCAGCACUCCCGACACCUUUCUCCACCCAUUCCAACCUGCCUGCACUCGCUUCUUUACCUCUCUCCCACACUCUCCUUUACUCUGGACUGUUGACCCCAAGUACUUAAACUCCUGUACAUUCUUCACCUCUUCACCCUGUAAUCUUACUGUUCCACUUCGCUCCGUUUCAUUCACACACAUGUACUCAGUCUUACUACGACUGACUUUCAUUCCUCUUCUCUCCAGUGCAAACCCCCACCUCUCCAGGUUUUCCUCCACCUGCUCCCUGCUCUCACUACAGAUCACAAUGUCAUCUACAAACAUCAUUGUGCAAGGAGACUCCUGUCUGACCUCCUCUGACAACUGGUCCAUCACCAUAGCAAACAGGAAGGGGCUCAGAGCCGAUCCCUGAUGCAGUCCCACCUCCACUUUGAACUCCUCUGUCUGACCUACAGCACACCUCACCACUGUCCUGCUCCUCUCAUACAUGUCCUGCACCACUCUGACAUACUUCUCUGCUACUCCUGCCUUCCUCAUACAGUACCACAGCUCUUCUCUUGGCACCCUGUCAUACGCCUUCUCCAAGUCUAAAAAACACACAGUGCAACUCCCUCUGACCAUCCCUAUACUUCUCCAUCAAAAUUCUCAGAGCAAAGAUUGCAUCUGUUGUGCUCUUUCUGGGCAUGAAGCCAUACUGCUGCUCACAAAUUUCCACUACCUUCCUUAACCUAGCUUCCACUACUCUUUCCCAUAGCUUCAUUGUAUGGCUCAUCAACUUUAUCCCCCUAUAGUUGCUGCAACUCUGCACGUCACCCUUAUUCUUAAAGAUCGGCACUAAUACACUACUUCUCCAUUCCUCAGGCAUCUUCUCACUCUCUAAAACCCUGUUAAACAAACUAGUUAAAAAUUCUACUGCUGCCUCUCCUAGACACUUCCAGACCUCCACCGGGAUGUCGUCAGGACCAACUGCCAUCCUCUUCAAAGCCUUCCUAACUUCAUCCUUUCUAAUCUUAUCUUCUUUCUGUUCCACAGAGGUCACCCCUUCUACUCUUUUUUUUCCCCUCUCAUUUUCUCUCACCCUUCCAUCUCUAUCCUUAAUAACUCUAACUUGCUGCACAUCCUUCCCAUCUCGAUCCCUCUGUCUAGCUAACCUGUAUAAGUCCUUCUGUCCUUCUCUAGUGUCUAACCUAGUGUACAACUCGUCGUAUGCCUCCUACUUGGCCUUAGACACCUCCCUCUUCACUCUGUGCUGUAGCUCCUUGUAUUCCUGUCUAUUCUCUUCAGUCCUGUCCAUGUCCCACUUCUUCUUGGCUAACGUCUUCCUCUGGAUACUAUCCUGAACUCCCUCAUUCCACCACCAGGUCUCCUUCUUUCCUCCUUCCAGCACCUGUCUUCCUGUCACCCUGAUCACCUCUGCUGUAGUUUCCCAGUCAUCUGGCAGCACUACCUGACCACCCAGAGCCUGCCUUAACUUCUGUCUAAUGUCCUCACAACAUUCCUCCUUUUUCAGCUUCCACCACUUGGUUUUCUUCUCUAUCUCUAUCUUUGACCUUUUCUUCUUACAGACCAUCAAAGUCAUCCUACACACCACCAUCCUAUGCUCUCUGGCUACACUCUCUCCCACUACCACUUUACAGUCACUAAUCUCUUUCAGAUUGCCUCUUCUACAUAGGAUGUAGUCUACCUGUGUGCUCCUACCUCCACUCUUGUAAGUCACUCUAUGCUUCUCCCUCUUCUGAAAAUAAGUGUUAACCACAGCCAUGUCCAUCCUCUUAGCAAAGUCCACUACCAUCUGUCCUUCAAGGUUCCUUUCCUUAACUCCAAACUUGCCCAUCACCUCCUCAUCACCUGUGUUCCCCUCACCAACAUGUUCAUUAAAAUCCGCUCCUAUCACCACUCUCACCUGUGGGAAUACUUUCUAUCACCUCAUCUAAUUCACUCCAGAAUCUCUCUUUCUCCUCUAACUCACAACCUACCUGUGGGGCAUAACCACUAACAACAUUCAACAUCACCCCUUCAAUCUCUAACUUCAGACUCAUCACCCUGUCUGACACACUCUUCACCUCCACAAACUCCUCCUUCAAUACCACACCUACCCCAUUUCUCUUACUAUCCACACCAUAAUAAAACAGCUUGAAUCGUGCUCCUAUACUACGAGCCUUGCUACCCUUCCACCUGGUCUCCUGUACACACAGUAUAUCCACCUUCCUUCUCGCCAUCAUAUCACCCAGCUCUCUACCUUUCCCUGUCAUAGUACCAACAUUCAGAGUUCCUAUUCUGAGUCCUACACUCUUUCCUUUCCUCUUCUCUCUGUCUAUGCACUCUCCUCCCUCCUCUACUUCUUCAACCAACAGUAGCCCAAUUUCCACGGCGCCCUGUAGGUCACCGGUGCAGAUGGCAAUCGUUGUUAACCCGGGCCUCGACUGAUCCAGUAUGGAAUUCAGAGUACUGACGAUUCGCAUGUUUUAAUUUGGCAAUGUUUUACAUCGGAUGCCCUUCCUGACGCAACCCUCUCUAUUUAUCCGGGCACAGAAGUCACUGGACUGUGACCCCCAUGGCUAGAUUCCAGUGUUUUAUAGGAUUAAAAAAAAAAUUUAAGUGUGUAUUUUUAUAAGGUGUAGAUUAGCAUUGUUUCUGAUGUUGAGCUUUGUGUGUGUGUGUGUAUUGGGGUGUUACGUGAUUUGGAUCUGUGUGUGAAAGAUUAAGGUCCAAUGAACAAUGAACUGCAACUGUUUUCCAUCACUGUGAAAAAUCAGCUUUGUGUUAAUACUGAAAUAUCUACAUCACUUCUCACAUCAGAACAAAGUACAUUUAUUUCUACAGUGUGUAGAUCAGUGUACAUUACACACACAUUUACUUUAAUAACAUGCCAGUACUAGGCGUACUUUACAGUGAGGUCAAUAAGCCAAUUUCUCUGAUGUUAUCUGUCCUCAUGGAGCUGUUACCAUUUUAUAGACCUGUUUCUAUUGUUCUGUGGGAGCAAAAAUAUUCCAGAAAAUGUUUGUAAUGGAAAGUAAAUGUGUGCACAAUGUACACUGAUCUACACACUGAACACACUGUAAUGAAGCAGUAAAGGACAGUGUGUAAAUGUGUAAAUGUUCUCCAGCAGAACUUUCCCCAGAGCUGCUGAACACACUGUAUGAAAAACUCUCUGCUAGAAAUAAAGAGACGUGUUUGUUCAGAGUGGCCUCUCUCUUAUUAUCUUGUUUCAGAAAGUUAAAUACAUCGUCUCAUAUGAGCUGAGACACAUGGAUCUGUCCAAGAGCAGUCCAAGUUUAUACACAGGCUGUUCAUUUUAUAUUUUUAUCCUGACAUUAGAACCUUGUGUUCAGGUAGAUAGUUUAUUUCCCAACUGAUGGAAACACCUCAUUUCACACUCAGAUAAAUCAAUCAGACACUUCAUCAUUUCUCUUCCAGGCUGUGUGACUGUAAUCUGACAGAGGAAAGCUGUAGAGUUCUGUCCUCAGUUCUCAGCUCAAACUCCUCCAGUCUGAGAGAACUGGACCUGAGUAACAAUAAACUGCAGGAUUCAGGAGUGAAGCUGCUCUCUGCUGGACUGGAGAAUCCACACUGUACACUGGAGAAA